UAGUAACACAAUUUUAAAAUUUGUAGUUAAACCUUGACUAGUGUAGUAAAAUCAUGGUUUUGCUGAUAGUAAUCACUACACAAAAACCAUGGUUACUACACUUUUACCAUAAUAAAACCAUGUUUAAUAAAGGAAGGUACCAUAAUGUGUGUUAUUAAUGGUUCAGUUCACUAAAUUGCAGUUUAAUUGUCUCCUGUAGGCAGUGUUUGAAUCAACAAUGAAUAUCUACAUAUAUUUUAAUAUUUGGUGCAGAUCAUUACACUGUUUAUCUUAUAUUGUGUACACUCUCACACACUGUACACCCUACUGACACACCAGAAACAACAGAGCCGUAAAUCUGCCUCCAGAUCUGCAGCCUCCUCAUACUCACUUGUAAAGCAGUGAGCGUCUUCUGUCUCCAGUACAGCAGGAGGCGCUGCAGCUCUUUAGUCCGCAAAUAAACUCACUAAAGAAAGAAAGAAAGAAAGAGCGCGCGUGUGAUGUGUUUGUGUAUCCUCAGUGUUUUUCUCUCUUGCGUGUUUCAUUGAGUGUAAACAGUGUCUUGUCUCUGUGUAUUUAAGAGUUGAGAUGAUGAGAUGUGCUGUGCUGUAAAUGAGUAGGAACUGAUCUGUCCGUGCUGGAUAUAUUGAUGAUUUCAUCACAGAAAACUCUCAGCUGAAGAAAGAGCUGGCGUUAUUGGAGACAAAGCUGAGGUCAAGAGGAGAUUUAACAAUGAAACGAGAGGAUGUGGAUUGUCAGGUUGUCAGGUAUGUGACUGAUGAUGGGAGUCUGGAUUCAGUGUGGAUGAGCAGAGAUCAGAGCCGCACACCACAGCCACUGCUGGACUCUAAACUCUCUGAAGAGAAAUCCAGACACACACAGGACACUACAGUGUGUGACAGUAAUGAGGGCUUACAGGAGGACCAAACCUCCACAGAGUCUCUGGAUUCUGUCUGUAACGCUGGAGAACAGCAGCAGAUCCUGCAGACCAAACUGAAGAUGUGUUCAGUUAAACUCAUCGACUGCACGAACCUCAUGAUGAAGAUCAAAACUGAACCCACAGAAAUCAAAACUGAACCCACAGAAAUCAAAACUGAACCCACAGAAAUCAAAACUGAACCUAAAGAAAUCAAAACUGAACCCACAGAAGAGGAAGAUCCCACUGAGGAAGAUGAUGAUUUUAUUCCAUCAGAUGUGAAGAGUGAUUCAUGUUUGGAUAUAGAAAUAACGUCCUCAACAUCAAAAGAGCAACUGACAGCACAAACUCUUUCCUGCAUCACCUGUGGAAAGACAUUCAGCUCACAGAGACUUUUAGAGAGACAUGAGAGAAAACACACAGAACAGAAACUCUUCACCAGAUCUGAGAUCAGCUUUACUACCUUACAAGAGAAGAAACUUCAUUCAGAAGACCACAGAGAGAAGAAGAAGCAGUUUCACUGUGAGCAGUGUGGGAAGAUUUUUGUCUGUUCCUAUAAACUAAAUAUUCACAUGAGGAUACACAGUGAUGAAAAGCCUUUCAACUGCACUGAAUGUGGAAAAUAUUUCAGAACCAAACAAAAUCUUGAUAUUCAUCAGAGAAUUCACACAGGAGAAAAACCUUACGAGUGUCCUCACUGUGAGAAGAGUUUUAGUUUAAAGCAUACAUUACUAAGGCACCAGAGACUUCACACAGGUGAAAAACCUUUCAAAUGUUCUCAGUGUGGCAAGACGUUUACUUGUUCAAGUAACUUAAAAAACCACGAAAGAGUUCAUACUGGAGAGAAACCUUAUCACUGUAGUGUGUGUGGAAAGAGUUUUGGACAAAGGGCUACAUUACUAAAUCACAAGAGAAUUCAUACAGGUGAAAAACCUUACAAAUGCUCUCAGUGUGAUAAGACUUUUUCUCAGUCCGGUCAUUUAAAAUCUCAUCAGAGAGUUCAUACUGGAGAAAAACCUUAACACUGUAGUGUUUGUGGGAAGAUUUUUAGUCAACAGUGUAACUAACUUAAAGGUCACAUUUUCCUAAUCCUAUUUUUUAAACCCUAGUUAGUGUGUAAUGUUGCUAUAAUAGCGUAAAUAAUACUUGUAAAAUGAUAAAGCUCACUGCCAGGCGAUAUAUUUUCUUUAACAGAAUUCGCCUUUCAAAGCUUACAGCGAACGGCCGGUUUGGACUACAGACCUCUACUUCCUGUUUUAAUGACUACAAUAGAACAGUUUUUGACUAAACCCGCCCACAGGAAUAUGUCAGUCGCCAGCUAAGCUAACGGCAGGCUAAUCAGCCCGUUUUGAGGACAGUGAAAACAGCACUAUACAGAUAAGUAAAUUAUGUGACCUCUAAGCACAAGAGAUUCCAUACAGGUGAAAAACCCUUAAGUGUGACAAGACGUUUGCUCUGUCAAGUCACUUCCCUUCUGAAAAAAACCCCAAUAAAACCUUUGCAGAAAUUCCUAAUGGUUUCCAUUAAAAUACCAGAAGGAACCAUUAGCUUUUACCAUUAAAGCCACUACAAAAUAUCAUCCUUUGAACUAAUUAAACGUCUGACCGAACAUCUUAAACUAGCAGCGCUUAGCAGCGUCUGCCAUGUGAUGACCUGAAAUUAGCGGUUUAGGUGCCAAGCUGUUAAAAAGUGUAUGUGUGUAUGUGUCCAGGAUCAAACAAACUCUUCAUAAUAGUGUUAAUAAAAUAUGAAAAACAACAUGAAUUAACACAUUUAUCAUUUUUAUGUCACAUUUAUCUCUUUAAGAACUCAUUUAUUUUAUAUUGUGUGCUAUGUGAUUUUUCUAAUUGGUUUUUAAAGUCUUAAUGUCAUGAGACCACAAUGUCAUGUUCAUUAACUUUGGUUGGUAUAGAAACACACUGAGAAAGAAACUCUUCAGAUUAUUCAGUAAAUUCUUUGUUCAUUUUUACAAUGAUUACGUCUCCUUACUUCUUCUAUAGGCCUUUUCUCUGGGCUGGUAAAUGAAAGUUUACUUAAUUAUUCAGUAUUUUGUCAGUCUUUCAUUCUUUCUAGGAAAGUUAAAGGACCUGUUAUUGCAUUGAGAGCAUCUUGAACAGAUGUGUGAUAUGGUAGCACAAUAGAAAUUAACUGCAAGAGCUUAUAGAGAGGAGUAGAGACUUCUUAGAGGAACACCAAUAUAUUUUAUUUAUUUUUCUAUGCAAGGACAAUGCAUAUUAACAUAACAGCACAGCUGUGAAAUAUGCCAGAGUUAGCCGAAAGGCUAGUUUUCAUCUGUAGUCCUAGGCCAGAUGUACAAUAGGCACCCUGAAAACAAUUGAUAAGUAAAAUGCGUUAAUAAUUACAUGACUAAAAUACAAUAAACAAUACAUUUGCUACAGCAGCAAGUAAAGAUACCAACACAGACAUGCAACAAAACAUUCAUGUGCUACAAGCUUAAAAGGAGAUGCAGCUAGAGGCGACAGGCAUACAUAAGCACAAGCAACAGUCUCUGCCAUGCAGCUAAAAGCGACUAGAAUGCAGCUAGAAGCGACAGGACACACAAGAGCACAAGCAACAGUUCAUGAGACAACUUAAAUCACUAUUAAAAAAAAAACUGUAAAUAACAUUUAUCAGUUAUAAUACAAAGUUUAAAAGGAAGAGUACACAUAAAAAUGCAUCAAUAUAAAAUUAGAUAAGAAAAACAUGCUGGAUGACUCAAAAAGCAGUGAAAGUUCAGUGCUGACAUGUUUGAUUGCUAAGGAGCCAACGUUUUAAUGUUGAGCGGAAUGCAUUGUAAUUAUUAAUUUCUCUAAUUGAUAUUGGAAUGUUGUUCCAUUCCUUUGAAGCUUUAAUAGAAAAGGCUGACUGACUAAACGCCGUUUCCUAAAUGGAAUGACACAGUCUCCUCUGGAUGUUCCUCUAGUGAGAUGACUGGUAUUGGACCGCAAACCCAGGAACUCACCAAGAGGUGGAGGAGCCAGGCCAUGAAGGAUUUUAUAUGCUAAACAAAUAUUUGUGAACUUAACAAGAUUUUCCCAACUUAAAUUAUAUUUUAACAGAAUAUUGCAAUGAUGAAAAUGACGUGGUUUCUUAUCCAGAACUUUAAGUGUUUGUUUAUAUAGGGACUGUAUUGGUUUCAAAGUAGUAUGGUUGGCCAGGGACCAACUGAUGAGGCAGUAAGUCAUAUGCGAAAAAAAUCAAUGAAUGCAUAAACAUUUUGGCUGCUCGGGUGGACAUUGAAUUUCUGAUAAAUCGAAAAUUUGAUAAAUAAAUGUUUACUUUCUUAACUGUUUUCAUGAUAUGAGAAUUAAAAUUGAGGUUGGAGUCUAUAAGAAUACCAAGAUACUUAAAUUCUGUAACUAUUUGAAGUUUUUCACCAGAUAUUACAAUGUCCAGGGGCCGUAUUCACAAAGAAUUUUAUCUUACCACUAAGAGUACUCUUAAAUCGCACUAAAAGAUUUUAGCUAGGAGUUUUCUCUUAAAAGAUAUUCACAACGCCUUUCAGACCUACUUUUAGUAAGGAAAAAUGAUAACUCCUAAACUAAGAGUGAGUCUCCGUUGCUACGGAUGACGUCAAUUCUCAUGCACGAGCUGCCUCGCAAUGACCACGGUGAUUGGUGACAGGCUGUCAUGCGGAACAUAACACAGACGCAC
Messenger RNA from Misgurnus anguillicaudatus (oriental weatherfish), 4549 nucleotides. NCBI's taxonomy places the organism in Eukaryota, Metazoa, Chordata, Actinopteri, Cypriniformes, Cobitidae. The record is from RefSeq and is a predicted model, not a curated record.